ACUGCUGCCAUACUUCUCCACUCCUGUGAAACUAUUCCAAAGCCUAAUGGAGAAGUCACUCACAUUGGUCACGGUGGCUAUAAUCUCCGAGAUGCUUUGCACUGGAAAGAGGCACUAUACAUCAAAUACAGUAGGACUCAUUUUCAUGGCCUCAUGCAUUGUCUCACCAUUAGCAGAAUACUGUGCAUCGCAGCCAAUGACUAUCCAUUCUUGACAAAGUAUGAGAAUAAUUGGGUUGUAGCAGACUUUCUCCAUGUGUACCUCAAGAACAAGUCAGCAUCUACAAAG
Molecule: messenger RNA, 288 nt
Organism: Laetiporus sulphureus 93-53
Lineage: Eukaryota; Fungi; Basidiomycota; Agaricomycetes; Polyporales; Laetiporaceae
Exons: 2
Source: RefSeq, a predicted model, not a curated record